Stereum hirsutum FP-91666 SS1 is the source of this 540-nucleotide messenger RNA. RefSeq lists its product as uncharacterized. Lineage: Eukaryota; Fungi; Basidiomycota; Agaricomycetes; Russulales; Stereaceae. Bases 1 to 540 code for a protein of 179 amino acids. The record is from RefSeq and is a predicted model, not a curated record. The transcript has 2 exons.
AUGAUCGACCGCCUUGCAUAUCUCCUCCCAAUCGCACAAGAUGAUAGGAACUCAUUCUCGGAUACCGCACCUACAUCGGGCGAGAAGGACCUCACACGUCUCGUUUCCUCUCUGCAUGAGCUUUUGGCGGCUAAGAAAGCAUGGUUGAACGACAAGAAUCAAGACGACAUUAUCCAAGAUCUACUCUCACAGCUUGCGUCUCUAAACCUACCGAAGAAAGGCCAAGAGAGUGUAGAUUCUGAAAAAGACCGAGGAAAACAAUCCAUAUCCCACGCCCGAACCAUUCUCCGUAUUCUAACUACCAACUCCGAAGCUCGAAAGCUCCUCCUCGACCUUCGAUACUUUGCGUGCGAGAUGCUCGCGAACAUCAUUCAACACGAAGCUGAUGUCAUUCGACCCAAACCACACGAGAUGGCCGCUAUUGGAGGGUGGACGAAAUACGCCACAGUCACAGUGGCCAGGCACACUAUAAUCGCCCAACUUGCGCCAUGUUGUGCCGGCGGCACACCACAGUGGCGUACAUGCAUUAUCGUCCUUUAG